Lodderomyces parapsilosis is the source of this 1446-nucleotide messenger RNA. Its product is annotated as Imp2'p. Lineage: Eukaryota; Fungi; Ascomycota; Pichiomycetes; Serinales; Debaryomycetaceae. The coding region runs from base 1 to 1446 and encodes 481 amino acids. The transcript has a single exon. The record is from RefSeq and is a predicted model, not a curated record.
AUGGCCAGUCGCCAAUCGAGGUUAGAGGCAGAGAAACUUGCCAUCAUACAAAAUUCCAUGACGAGAGGAAGAUCUUUGUCCCCUGGAGCCGCAACCAGUAGUGGCGGUAGAGGUUCCUUCAAGAGCCGCUCACCCUCCGUUUCAAGAGAGGAUUAUAAUGGUAGAUUGAAGUGGUCAAUUACAAAUCAUGACCCCCUGGAACGAAUUCAAAGGGAAGGGGAACUGGGUGAGUCGCCUUCAUGGGAGGAUGAAGUAAGUGAGGAGGAACAUAUUAGUGACGAUGAUAACAAUGAAAAAUUUCAAUAUGAUGACACCGGUAAUAUCUUGCCGAAUUAUGCUUGCCAAGACGAAAUGAUCAACGAGGUUAGCUCAAUUUUGGAAAACUCUAACUUGAAUGAUAGGUCUACCGUGAAAAAGUUGGAAGAGUUGACUGCUAAUGAACGGGCUCUUGCGGCUGCAAAGAAUGCUGGUACAAAAAUAGACCCGGAUAUAUUGAAUAGAUUAGCGAGCGACAAGCACAAGCUUACAGGACUGGAACUGUUGAAUUUGAUGCAAGCUGACCAGGAUGCCGAAUCGAGGAGACAAAAAUUGGAGAAUUAUCAAGCUUAUAGGAAGAAAAUUAUUGAACAAGAGAAUGGCAACGGAAAUGGCAAUGGUCAUGAUAUGAGUGCUGCUGCCGAAGGAGGCCCCAAACUGCAAUCAGAGACUGGCAAAGAUGGCAAAGACGGCCUGCCUAGUGAAGAAUUCAUGGUCCCUUACACAUCAGCUGUGGAGGAUAAACUUGAUAGCGAGUUUGCUUCACAAUUGAACGAAACUAUUCGUGAAGGGGAGAUUGACUCCAAUAAAGCACAUUCAAGAGUUAUACAAACGAUUACCAGAGGAAAUUUUUUCCAGUUGGUGAAUCCCAAAGUGAAGCCUAAAAUGUUUUUGUUGUGCAUGGACUUCUCUCCCGAGUCGAUAUUCGCACUUGAGUGGUCUUUGGGAACAGUCUUGGUUGACGGGUCUGUGUUAUUCAUUAUUUGUGUUAUUGAAGACAAUGACCCAAACCACCAUUUAAAAAGCAACACUUCUAAUGAGAAUCAACGUGAACAACAACGUCUCAACAUGUUGAACAGAGCUAGACAGCAAGUUCUCAAUUUGUUAAAACUAACAAAGCUUCAAAUCCACGUCGUUAUCGAAAUUGUUCAUCAUCCUAUACCAAGACAUUUGAUUUUGGAGUUUAUCGAUAAUUUGAAACCAACCUUAGUUGUUGUUGGAUCAAAGGGACAAAGUGCUAUAAAGGGUGUAUUACUCGGUUCAUUGUCCAACUACCUUGUCACAAAGUCAACUGUUCCUGUCAUGGUGGUGCGUGAGAAAUUGAAGAAGAUUAAUAGGUUUAAAUCUGGUUCAUCCGUAUUUUCCAAUAAUAUUAAGCCAUUGACUUUGUCUGAGGCUAGAAUUGAUUGA